Schistocerca americana (American grasshopper) is the source of this 953-nucleotide messenger RNA. Its product is annotated as glycine-rich cell wall structural protein-like. The coding region runs from base 35 to 724 and encodes 229 amino acids. The transcript is spliced from 2 exons. The record is from RefSeq and is a predicted model, not a curated record. NCBI's taxonomy places the organism in Eukaryota, Metazoa, Arthropoda, Insecta, Orthoptera, Acrididae.
UUGUCUGCUCACCGUACCAUCUUCACCAGCGGCAAUGAGGAUCCUGGUGUGCGUGUUCUUGUGUGGUUUGGUUCUCGCUGAAGAGAAGCAGGUAGAGAAACGGGGGUUGAUUAGCUCCCUGGGUGGCUAUGGAGGUGAUGGAUAUGGAAUAGGCGCCAGCAGCUACAGCAGUGGCGGGCUCAUCGGUGGUGGUUAUGGGGGCGGCUAUGGAGGCGGCUACGGAGGCGGCUUUGGAGGCGGCUAUGGAGGUGGUAUCAGCUCUGCAGUUGGAGGUGCUCGAGUCACCAACAUUGCCAUCACCAAGCAGGUCCCUGUCCCAUACCCUGUAACCGUCCAGCGUACUGUCCCGGUGCCAGUCAAGGUUCCUGUCACGGUGCCAGUCAACAGGCCGGUACCGGUGCCCGUCCCACAGCCGUACCCUGUCCCCGUGCAGAGGCCAGUCCCAGUACCUGUGAGUGUCCCUAGCCCAGUCCCCGUACCAGUACCACAGCCCGUUGUCGUCAACCAGCCGGUACCUGUCGUCGUGGGAGGCGGAGCUGGUAUUGGCGGAGGUCUCGGAGGCGGUUACGGCGGUGGCUUUGGUGGAGGCUACGGAGGAGGCUACGGUGGAGCCAUCGGCGGUGGCUACGGUGGAGCCAUCGGCGGUGGCUAUGGUGGUGGUUACUCUGCAGGCAUCUCUGGAGGCUAUGGAGGCUAUGGAGGCUAUGGGAAAUAUGGACACUAACGUCAGUAGCUGACCUCAACGUCUCAAACGAAACACAACGCCAGAAAUUCAUUGUUUUUGCUUUACAUACGUCUGUAUAGCAGAAAAUAAAUGAGAUUUGAUACAAAAAUUGUGCUAAUGCUGUAUUUCUCUUGUAUCAAGUAUGCAUUACUUUGUUACUCCGUUCUUAUCAGUAUUACAGUUUCUUGUUUGUAUCUGACUUCAGUAAGUGAACUGAUUUAUUGACAAA